This is a messenger RNA of Schistosoma guineensis, 2472 nucleotides long. Lineage: Eukaryota; Metazoa; Platyhelminthes; Trematoda; Strigeidida; Schistosomatidae. The record is from the annotation of a GenBank genome assembly.
AACGAUUUGAAAAAUGACCUUCAGGCUAUCUACUUGUAGACGUUAGAAAUACCCGGGUCGGGCAAUCGUCUUUAAAAAAAUAAGUGAACACGGGUUUUCCUCGUAUAUAAUGUGGCAAGAAAUCUCACAAAAUUUGUGUAAAAAUGUGUCGGAUACUUUUUUAUUGGAAUACAUGCAUAAAUUAUGCGGUGGCAACCCUCACUGUUCUGGCAGCAAAGGAAAUUACGAGAUAGCAAACUUCAUAGAAAGGAGCUGGAAAGAAUGGGGUUGGCCUAUUGUUGACAGACAAGAAUUUUAUGUUACUCUUCCUUUGGGCCCUCCUGAGAAUGGUCCAUGGAAUGAGGUUCUUCUAACCAACUCGGAUGGCACCGAAGUCAUACACAGAGCUCAAAAUAGUGUUACUGUUCCAUCGAAAUCUGAAAUCUGCUCUCCAAAUGUAACUGUUGACAACUCCUGCAGUAACCAAUUACCUGUUUAUCAGGCUUAUUCAUGCUCUGGUGAGUCGUUUGGAUAUUUUGUAUUUGUGAACUAUGCAAGACGUAAGGAUUUGUUGUUGUUUGAUAAAUUGCAAGGCCGAAAGAAGUGUGAACCUAGUCAUAUAUGCAACAGGAAUGUCAUUGUAAUUGCCAGACUGGGCAACGGAACUCGACAAUCCAAGUUAAAAAAUUUAAUGGAACAUUGCACUUGUGGUCAAAACAAUACUUCACUUCCUGACCACCAUCCUGGCGCUCUUAUUCUGUAUCCUGAUCCACAAGAUUUUGCUGUAAAUGGUCUAGUUUAUCCUAGUGGGAAAGGGUUACCAGGGGAUGCUCCUGUAUUUGGUCAUAUGAAUAUGAAAUAUGCUGGCGGUGGUGAUCCGACCUGCACUGGAUUUCCAUCACUUCCCCAUAUUUAUCGAACUGAUACACUUGUACAAGGUGAUGCCCUUACACAGAUUCCUGUUCAACCUAUUGGCUAUGAUGAUGCCAAAAUAUUUCUAUCGAGCUUAGAGGGACCAACUAUCCCUAAUGAUUGGGAUACUCGUUUGGCGACUCAUUUGGGACCAUCAACUAAAACCUGUUUGAAAGUUGUAGUACAUAAUCAAGUUUCUAAAAACCCAGUGAAGUUAUGUAAUGUAGUGGGUAUAAUGCCGGGUGAAAUGACACCUACUUCAACUGAAUCUGAUCAAUAUGUAAUUAUGGGUAAUCAUCAUGAUGCGUGGGUACAAGGCGCUUGUGAUCCAGGAUCAGGUAUGGUGAUUUUACAAGAAAUCGCUCGAAUUCUUGGCGAGGCUUAUCGUAACGGUUUCAAACCUCGUCGUACGAUAAUUCUUGGUUCUUGGGAUGGAGAGGAAUUUUCUGUCUUGGGUUCAACACAUUUUGUACAUAAAUCUGAAUAUGAACUAUUAUCUAGAUGUGUUGUUUACAUCAAUUCAGAUUGUCCAGUUAAAGGUCAUAAAACUUUUUCAGCUCGAACCGAUAGUUUAUUAAUUGAUAGUCUUAUAAAUGCUGCAAAAUUAGUUCCAGUUGAUCCACCAAUAAAUAUGCAAUCAUUCUAUGACGAAUGGUUAAAUAAUAAGAUUAGUGAUCGUAAUGAACCUGUAAUCACAUCUCUUGGUGGUGGAUCGGAUCAUAUACCUUUUGCCUAUCGUUUAGGGAUUCCAUCAACAUAUCCAGAGUUUUUACCAGACGAUGGCUUAUACAAUGCACCAGUUUACCACACUGCUUAUGAUAUUAUUGAUGUUGUAGAAAGAUUUACUGAUCCUGCUUCACCAUUUACAGGUCACUUCCCUCGACAUAGAUUAAUUGCGCGUUUAAUAUUAACGCUUAUUAUACAGUUUGCAUGUGCUCCACGUCUGCCACUUUCGAUAUUGAGAUGUUCACAAUGUUUAUUGGAUGAUUGGUUGAAAUUUAUGGAGUUAGUAACGCAUCAAAUACCUAAUAUUUCAGAAUAUGAUGUGAAUCUAGAUUGGGUUUUGGAAGAAAUCCAGAAGUUUAAGAAGUCAUCUCAAGAUUUUGAAGAUUUCGCAAAUACUAUGGAAAGAAAUUGCACUAGUUUUCCCUCCUAUCUGAAUCGUAUACUUGUUGGUGUUUCUAAACAUUUUGUUGCUGCUGGUCAAUGUGAAAAAUCAUCUUUGAAAAAUGUCAUCCAAGGAACUACUGGUUAUAAAUCAGUUUAUUUUCCUCAUGUAAAAUCAUCAUUUAAAAAUCUUAAAAUCUUAUAUGAUAAAUGUAAGACAAAAACUUCAAAUUCAACAGAACUGCACGAUUUCAAACUGGAGCUUUCAAAUGUUUUGAAUUGUUUACAACAAUUAACUAAUUGGCUUCGAAAUAGUUGGAUUGGUUUGACUAAUUCUUCAGUAGUAUUAUAAUAGUUACUUUUCAUAUUCAUUUUUAUAUGGACUUUAGUAAAAGCUAACAUACUUUUCAUGUCAUUUUAUAAGACUUUUAACUAAUAGUGUUUUUUACCUUCAAAAUAUAUUUUGUAGAUGCA